AUGCCCCAAUAUGAGGACAGCAACGCGAACGGGCUUACAGGAAGGCAGCCCUGCCCUUAUAUAUAUACCUACGCCAACACUGGUCGGAACAAGGGCAAGAGCAAGCUAGUUGCUUCGUGGCGAGAACCGAGCGCGCUGCACGAAAGCGCCAAACGCGACGGAUAUAAUAGCACUGCAACUACUACCUCUGAGACCGCUUCGCGCUCAUCCGCGACUAAGCGCCAACCUUCCAGCGGCGGAUAUGCGAACAAAGGAGGACCUGUGCUUACAUCUCUGACCUCCUCAAUCCGUAUCUCGGAUAAGUUCAGCCAGAAGCAUCGCAAUCCCCCGGCAUCUGCGCCUCUCAUUCUACCCCUGCCUAAUUCGACGGCUCCAUCUCCCCACAGGAUGGUCAGGACCUACCACUGCCACGGUCCGCCCGGCCCUGCUCUUAUAUAUAUACUUCGCCAGACGGCCUCAUGCCAUGCAGGCUCCGGUCCGCGUCGUCGUGACAAGGCCUUCUUGCCAAAACACGUUCGAGGCUAUGUUUCUCGGGGCAGCCUUGUCACUCCCGUCAUCUAUAUAUUCUGUUCGCUAUACUAA
This is a messenger RNA of Trematosphaeria pertusa, 582 nucleotides long. RefSeq lists its product as uncharacterized. Lineage: Eukaryota; Fungi; Ascomycota; Dothideomycetes; Pleosporales; Trematosphaeriaceae. The coding region runs from base 1 to 582 and encodes 193 amino acids. The record is from RefSeq and is a predicted model, not a curated record. The transcript is spliced from 4 exons.